Messenger RNA from Acanthoscelides obtectus, 297 nucleotides. The record is from the annotation of a GenBank genome assembly. NCBI's taxonomy places the organism in Eukaryota, Metazoa, Arthropoda, Insecta, Coleoptera, Chrysomelidae.
AUGCAGGAGAAUGAGAAACAAGAAAAGGAAAAAGCCUUACAGAAAGGCCACGUCAUGCCCGACGAUACACCUCACAUGGCUGUCAUUGUAGAAGGAGGUUGGAGGAAGAGGACAUACGGCCAUGGCUAUAAUGCAGCGUCUGGAGUGGUAAGUGAGGCAUCAAAGAGGACAAUAAUGCAAGAAUUAAAUUGUCCCGAAAUGUUGCCGUACCAAAAGUUCCGAGAUUGUGUUCGUAAAACGUUUAUGAUGUCGCUUUUGAAAUUUGUCACAUCUGUUAUAGCUCGAAUACAGUUUUAA